AUGAUAUCUGUGGGAUUACUGGGCGGUAAUCUAUGGCCUAAUGGUUGGGAGGCAUACCAAGAGCACCGGCCGGUGGCGUACCUGCCCUCCCGAUACGAACUCGUGUUCAUCAUAAAUGGCCGCAACUUUUCCAACACAGUGUUGGCCUGGAAUUCAAUGGACACGAAGAACUGGAACAGCUCGUGGAGGUAUAAGGAUAUCGGCGAUCGCGUGGUCUACACCGGGAUGUUUGAGAUGAAUGGCAUCGUAUACGCCAUCGGAGAGACCAAGAAUAGCAUCGAAAGAGUGGGAAAGAUAUACAGAUAUCAUAUACUCGGCAACAAUGAUAGGAAACUCACCGAAACUAACCAAAUGGUGAGCGACUUCUUCGGCUGUCCGGCGGAAAAGCAACAAAAGUCUUAUACAUUAGUGAAUACUAUUCGCACGAAUCGGGAGAUAAAGACCGGAAGUGUAUUGAAUAAGUUGACGACCAAAGACGACGACUCUAUCUUAAUAUCAAUAUUUAUUGGUAUUGUAAUCACUGCAUGUCUCACCACAAUUGUCCUGUCCUUCCUGACCAUCACCGGCAGAAAAAAGUCUAAAUUAGAGGCUAUCCGUGCCGUCGAGCCGACAAUUCCCAAACUGCCGGUCGUGGGGCUGGACUAUAGUCCCCGACAGACGUCAAAUGUGUCCCGUUUUGACACCAUGUCCUCCAUAACAGCUAUUUAUUCGCAGAUCACUAGACCUGUCAAUAAGCCGACCAAACAUAAGGCGGUGGUCGGCGACCCGCAGCCCACGGCCACCAUUAAAUCCAAUGGCCAUAACGGCAACCAUAAGGCCACGAGUGUUGGCGCCUACAGCGGCCGCACUGACCGCACCCGACGCUCAUAUCAUACAAAUAGCGUUACGGCCGGCAAUACGUCCGUCAACUGUAUAUCAAACGGCAAUAAUACUAAUAAUAAUAAAUAA
Molecule: messenger RNA, 948 nt
Organism: Medioppia subpectinata
Lineage: Eukaryota; Metazoa; Arthropoda; Arachnida; Sarcoptiformes; Oppiidae
Source: the annotation of a GenBank genome assembly